Messenger RNA from Heterobilharzia americana, 183 nucleotides. The record is from the annotation of a GenBank genome assembly. NCBI's taxonomy places the organism in Eukaryota, Metazoa, Platyhelminthes, Trematoda, Strigeidida, Schistosomatidae.
AUGAAUUAUACAUUUAUCGUAGCUUCGGUACAUUCGGCAAACUUUGUUUUCCAAUUCAAUACAAUGGGAAGUUUUAUUUUCUUUUUUACGAUUCAGUUAAAAGUGUUGGCAGUACGAAAAAGUACAAAAUAUAACUUGACUGCUGUCACAUAUAGCUUAAUCGUAUGCAAAGAUGAAACUUGA